UGCACAGAAGUUGUCAGACCCCAGCAGAUAGGGCUUAGAGUCAGGCACCUGUACCCAGCAGCCAGGGGCAUGAGUCCCACAGCAACUUAGAUAUAUGGGGAAAGGCAUCCUGAGGUUUCUUAUGGGGAAUCAGGGAAAAGCUUUUGACUUGUGAAGAUACAAAAAAGCAGAUACAAGUUAGUUUUGUUUGCCUGCAACAAGUUAUGUGAGGAGUUAUGAUACUGCUCCCUCCCUGCUGACAGCUCUGCAUGAGAUUUCAGAAGUUGCUGCUAAAGACUCUCGGUGGGAGCUUCUGAUUUAAAAUCCACAAUGGGCAUAAAAGGAAUUAAAAUAUUCUGCGUUCUCUUGUUUUUCCUCUCAUUUGUGGAAUGUUACUAUAGCACAGGCAAACCAACAUGGCCAAAUUUCAAAGUUCCAGUAGUCCUUCCACAAUCUACAUUUGGUUUGGACAAACCACAAUUUGAAGCAAAUCCAAGUCUAGAAGUGACAUCUACAUGUGGCCCAGAAUGUCAUAAAGAUUCUCCUUUGCCAACCUACGAUGAGCUGAAAGAAUAUAUGUCUUAUGAAACCUUGUAUUCCAAUGGGAGUCUUACUAUGACCAAAGUAGGAAUUUAUGUUGUUGCGAACAGAGCAGAAUCUCAACCAAGUGGUGGAAAAGUACGUGGGAAAAGGCAGAUCUAUGGACAUGACAGUAGGUUUAGUAUAUAUGGAAAAGACUUUUUGCUAAAUUAUCCUUUUUCCACUUCAGUAAAAUUAUCUACAGGUUGCACUGGGACACUGGUGGCAGAAAAGCAUGUCCUAACUGCUGCUCACUGCAUCCAUGAUGGCAAAAGUUAUGUGAAAGGAGCACAGAAGCUAAGAGUGGGUUUUCUCAAACCUAAAUAUAAAGAUGGGGGUAAAGGUCUAAACCAGACAAUCUCGAGGAUUCCUGAAAAGAUGAAGUUCCAAUGGAUUCGGGUAAAAAGGACACAUGUUCCAAAAGGAUGGAUAAAAGGGAAUGCCAAUGAAAUUGGGAUGGAUUAUGACUAUGCUUUAUUAGAACUCAAGAAACCUCAUAAAAGAAAAUUCAUGCCAAUAGGUGUAAGUCCUUCAGGACGGCAGUUACCUGGUGAAAGAAUACACUUUUCUGGCUUUGAUAAUGAUCGUCCAGGUAAUCUAGUCUAUCGCUUCUGUCAAGUUAAAGAUGAAACAUAUGACCUACUUUAUCAGCAGUGUGAUGCCCAGCCAGGUGCUAGUGGUUCUGGAGUGUAUGUCAGGAUGUGGAAGAGACAAAAACAGAAAUGGGAAAGGAAAAUUAUUGGAAUAUUUUCUGGCCACCAAUGGGUAGACAAUAAUGGAGAACCACAGGAUUUUAAUGUAGCUGUACGCAUUACUCCGCUUAAAUACGCGCAGAUAUGUUUCUGGAUCAAAGGAAACUACAUUGAUUGCAGGGAUGGCUAACCUAUUGCAUUCAUAAGCAUUUUAGCACUUGAUAGUCUAAGUGAUCCAUUAAAAUAUAUAAAUUAUUAAGAAAUUGCCAAUGCUUAAAGUGGUAAACCUAUUUUUUUCUGAAAAUUUCUAUUAAAACAUUAUGGACAAUAAAAAUAAACUUAUACGACUUAAUUAUGCAUAUUAUAUAUUUGAAGAAACUGCUAAAAUAUUUGACACAGAUUACAGCUCAAAUCUCAGGAUUUUUCUUUUUUUUUCUAUUGACCUUUCACAAUGAUUCUGGGAUUCCUAACAUUACUCUGUGUCAAGAAAUGUCAAAUAUUGAUCUGCAACUUGUUCCUUCCAUAGAGAAUUAUACAAUGUGUAAGUGGUGUGCAAUUAAGACAGCCAGAGAUUACAGGAAAUUGCAGAGUUCCAAAUUCCACAGUAGAGAUGAAAAUAUUUUUUUUGUAUAUAAUUCUAGCUUUUCAUUAUUGCUAGAACUGUACAACCAGCUUUCAACACCUGAAAACUGCUAUUAUGAAAAUCUCAUUACAUACCAAUUCCCAACCUUUAUAUAUAUUUUUCUUUUACUAUUUUUUUUUUUGUUAGUGAACAAGUCAGUGAGUCUUUAAUAUGUUUAAAACAUUUUGUUGCAAUAAUAAACAGGUAUUAGGUGAAGGCAGACUUGUUGGAAAAUAUAUAUAUAUAUAUAUAUAUAUAUAUAUAUAUAUAUAUAUAUAUAUAUAUAUAUAUAUAUAUAUAUAUAUAUAUAUAUUUAGCAUGACUUAACUAUUUCCCAGCAUUAAUUGUUUACUUGAUAUUUUGGGGGAAAUAAAAAUAUCACUUCUAUCCGUUCAUGUUCUAUGUUGUGCUAUAUAUUUUUAGAAAUAUGAUCAUUUUUGUGAUGUUUUAUUUAUAUGGUAAGUAAAACUCAAAAUCUGCAUAGCAGUAUAAAAUACUUUAUUUGACCUUAUUUUCCUAUUUAAAUAUAUCAUAAAAUAUUUAUUUUCAGAUACUGGUAUAAUUUGUGACUACUAAAUUAAUACAUUUGCAAUUUUCUAUAAUUAACAUUUUCUGUAGGUUAAUUUGCCUAUAUUAAGAAAUAAAGGAGAUAAUUACAAGGUAUAUCUUACUUUUAUUGCAAAGCAUUUUCAUUUUUUUUUCUAGAAUAUAAAUAUAUGUAGCACCCAAAAAGUUCCAUUCAUACAAUUUGAUAAUAAAAAGUUGUACACAAUUAUGAAGGCUUUAAAUAUGCUGCACUAGAAAAGAAAAUGCUCAUUUAUUAUCCCACAUAUUUAAAUAUAUUUAUGAGGUGUACUGAGUGCAGGCUAUUUAAACUCAAAUCUGGGUAGAAGUGCAGAGACAUAGAGGCUGUAGAUUACAGGGACAGAAAACUAAUUUGAAAAUGAUGUGGUAACUUCAUGUUAUGUAAAGAUUGUCAUAUAUCUGUCACUGACUUGUUUAAUAACACAAGAAUAUAUUAAACCAAUGCUAAAUAUUGUUUUAAAAAAUAAAUUAAUCACAUUCUAUAAAUAAAUAAUUGGAAACAAAAUACUUUAUGUCAAAAUUAAAGACAUAGGUGCACAUUUUUAUUGUUAUUUUUCUCAUAAAAAAUAGCAGUUCUUAAAAAUGACGGUUAUGAAACAUAUAUGUGAAGAGAAUACUUUUCCCCCAUUUUCUGAAUUUAAAUGACCAUUUGUAAAUGUUGCCUGGUUUGACUUAUCGAAAAAAUAUUUUAAACAACGUUAAUUAAAUUGAAAUGAUCCAAAAACACUAUCUUUUUUUGUCUGAGUGAUAUGGCUUGAUAUUUUAAGUACCACUGUACAGACAAUGAUUGGCUUAAAGACAAGCAGUACACAUCCUAUUGGACCUGACAUAAAACAUUCUGAAAAUGUUCCUAUAAUCUUGACAAAAAAUACAGAUCCUGAUUGGUUAGAGAAAAGCAAUGCAUCCUUAUUGGUUGUGUGCAUUCUCUGACUAGUAUUAAAAAAAAACUCAGUCUCAAAUAGUCAGAUGUUUAUGCCUGAGUAUGAUCCUUAAAUAUUAUCAAAGACUUAUUACUAUGUUAUAAUCCACUGAUAAAAACACAUUUUUUUAAAGAUGUUAUAUAUUUUGCAGACAUUAAAAAUAACUAUAUCUGAAGAAACAACUGCCUAAGUUUUGCAAAUAUUUCUAUUUUUCAAUUUGAUGAAGUUGAAUUUUUUUUAAAGUUUUUUUCGCACAUAAGACAUUAAUAUAUAUUAUUGAGUGAAAUUGAUUCAUGUUCUCUCAUUUUGUUAAAUCAAUAUUUUAGGAUUGUGUAAAAACAAAUAUUAUUUUCUCAAAAGUAAAAAUCGUGCUAUUUAAAUUUAGGUAAUUGUAUUAGGUAAUAAUGUAUUUUUAAUUGUUUUAAAAAAACAUUCUGCCAGAAAAGGUUAUGUUGCCAGUUAAACACAUUCUGACUACAAACUAAAUGUUGAAAAUACAUUUACAAAAUUUGUCUUUAAAAGGGCGUAAAAGUCCAGAAUUUUAUACCAGAUUUAUUACUAGUCCAUUGCUAAGACAACUAAAAUGCGCUGCAUAUGCUUAAGUGUUAUUUUAUUUGUUAUUAUAGAAUUUUUUUUAAAUAUUCGUUUGUGUGUUUUUUGUUUGUCAAUCUAGGGCAUCUGGUGCUUUUUAAAUUGUUGUGUUCUAUAUUUAGUUGCAGAAUCUACAAUGUUCUGUUUAUUAUUUAAUAGUGUACAUCCUUUACAUGUUUAAAUGUCUCAGUGUCUGAUUCUGUGUAUGUAAAUAGUGGAUAUUUACUGAUUUUACAUUUUUAAUACUUAUUAUGAUAGUUGUUUAAAAACAGCACUUUGCUCAUUUUAACCAAUUGUUAUCUUAAUGUUAUAUAAGUAAAAAUACAACUUCUUUAAAUAA
Bombina bombina (fire-bellied toad) is the source of this 4308-nucleotide messenger RNA. RefSeq names its product serine protease 23 (gene PRSS23). The coding region runs from base 310 to 1440 and encodes 376 amino acids. NCBI's taxonomy places the organism in Eukaryota, Metazoa, Chordata, Amphibia, Anura, Bombinatoridae. The transcript has 2 exons. Gene Ontology annotation, molecular function: serine-type endopeptidase activity. Gene Ontology annotation, biological process: proteolysis. The record is from RefSeq and is a predicted model, not a curated record.